UGAGGUAGAGCGUGUCAAUAACAAACUUCUGGUGUGCUGUUUUUGCUCAUCUCUUUGAAUUCUCCUUGUUUUGAACAAUGGACAUUGUAUGCAAUGUGGACGGAACUUAACCCAGUUAUUCCAUCUUGCUCAGUAUCUACUUAACUGUUAACCCCAGAAACAGUUUGAGAGGGAAAUGUCAGAAGGACGGUGCUGAACCUGAGGCUUCUGCGAGUUUAGGGUGAUUGAAAUGCAAGCUUGAACAGAUGGCAGCAAUUCAUUUAGAAAUACCUGCUUUCAUAAGUAGGCUAUAAGUAAAUUAGCAAAAGGAGAUGAAGCGUAAACAUUGUUCACAAUCGGUUGAUGUCUAUUAUUCAAUCCCGCAUCAUCAGGCUGACUAAAUGUUAUUUUUAGAUCUUAAGAGCUUAGAUAUGCACCGCAAGAUUUUUUGUUGUUGUUCCAAAAGUAAAAAAGAAGUUACUCAACACGGAGAAAGAGGCCUCUUUUCCCUAUAUGGAGUAGGCAGCCAAGAGGCCCCACAUUCCCCUCAGAAAGCACAAUUGCAGGCCUAUGUGUCCUCCGGCCACCAAAUGGCGCCCCCCAGUCCAAACACCAACAGUAGCAGCAACAGCAGUGGGGGAGGAGAACAGCUGAGUAAAACUAACCUGUACAUCCGCGGCCUCCAUCCGGGGACCACAGACCAAGACCUGGUCAAGCUCUGCCAACCGUAUGGCAAGAUUGUUUCGACCAAGGCCAUCUUGGAUAAAACCACCAACAAAUGUAAAGGCUAUGGCUUUGUGGACUUUGACAGCCCAGCAGCAGCACAGAAAGCAGUUACAGCUCUGAAGUCCAGUGGGGUCCAGGCUCAGAUGGCCAAACAACAAGAGCAGGACCCCACCAACCUCUACAUCUCCAACCUACCACUGUCUAUGGAUGAGCAAGAGCUGGAGAGCAUGCUCAAGUCAUUUGGCCAGGUCAUUUCCACACGCAUCCUCCGAGAUGCUAACGGGACAAGCCGCGGUGUGGGAUUUGCCAGAAUGGAAUCCACGGAGAAGUGUGAGGCCAUAAUUCAGCAUUUCAAUGGCAAAUUCAUCAAGACUCCACCAGGAGUGCCUGUGCCCACAGAGCCCUUAUUAUGUAAGUUUGCAGACGGAGGUCAGAAGAAGAGGCAGAACCAGGGGAAGUACCUCCAUAAUGGAAGGCCCUGGGGUAGAGAUGGAGAUACGGGAGGAAUGACUCUUGCGUAUGACCCCACGGCCUUACAAAAUGGCUUUUACUCCUCACCCUACAGUCUGGCUCCAAACCGAAUGAUCGCCCAGACUUCCCUCUCACCCUACAUGCAUUCUCCUGUCUCAUCCUACCAGGUACACAAUCCGUCCUGGAUGCACCAUCAGUCAUACCUCAUGCAGCCAGCUGGUACAGUUCUUACCCCAACAAUGGAUCAUGCCAUGUCCAUCCAGCCCACGUCCAUGAUGGGUCCUCUCGCCCAGCAGCUAAGCCACAUGUCCCUGGGCAGCACGGGCACAGAGAAUGGUGGUCAACAGCAACAGGUUGCCAUGGAGUCUCCCGCAGAGCACACAAACUACUCGUAUCAACACACCAAGUGAAGCUAAGCUCCCAGCAGGGUGGGGCUGAGGGCACAAGAUGAAUCCAACCAAACAGGAUUCAGCUGGAAGAGAACUGUGCUCCAUACCAUCACCAAGCACCCAGACUUGAACAUGGAUAAUAAAAGGAACGUGUGUGUUUGUUUGUUCGUGUAUGUGUGUGUGUGUGUGUGUGUGUGUGUGUGUGUGUGUGUGUGUGUGUGUGUGUGUGUGUGUGUGUGUGUGUGUAUGUCUGUAUUUUUUUUUUUUUUUUUAAAAAGGACAACAAUUACGUUAUUGGACUUUCCUGCUCACAUCCUUAAGAGUUGAUCAACCAAAGGUGGGAAUCUUCUUCACAGAAGCUUUAAUCUAUUUUGAUAACUGAAAAAAAGGAACAUAACAAGAAGUUUAAAAGGAAACUAAGAAAAAAACUUAAGAGAGGAGGAAAAGACACAGAGCAUUAUUUUUGUGCACGUAAUAUAAAAAAUUCUUAUUUUUAAAAGAAAAACGCAUUCUGGACGUUUCAGGGUGAUUCAAGGAAAAGUUGAAACACAAUGUGUCUUUUAUUUUUUUGUAAAAUAUGCAAACUUUUAUUUUUAUUUCCUGAUGUUUGUUGUUUGACGUUCUAUUUGCAGCAGCGGGGGCAACAAUUUGUACAGAUUUAAAAACGUUGUGUUGAGUCAUUGUAACCGUGGGGAGGCAAACCGUUUAAAGCUACUUCUUCCUGUAACUGCUGCAGAGAUUUCUAUUCAUGCACAGACGAUAAUAACAUUGUUUAUAGUUAAGUCUAAUUCUUUUUUUUUUUUUUUAAAUUAACAUUCUUCCAUAAGUGAACAAAAGACAAUCAAUUAUUUUUAUUUAUAUUUGAAUUAUAGUUCUAUUUUUUUAGACUUUUUAGAUCAUUGAAACAUACAUAUAGAAAAGAAGUUAUUUAAUACUGUAGUCUAUCAAGACAUGAUGAAACUGACCUUAGCCGAUGCAUUAAUGAUAAGCUCUAAUAUUUGGAAAAUUCUUCUUUCGUAGUUUUGAUGCUUGGAUGACUUUUAAUUCAGUUCAAGUCCCGUAUGCGCCAUCAAAAAUGGCACCUGUUCAUACUAAUAGUCGCCCUGUUUUGUUUUAUUGUAACUCCAUGUUACAUCCAUGUCCAUGAGAAGUGGUUUUAAGCGGUUUUGCUGUGGCAAACCUUCAGGUAUCAUUAAAUUCAUCCUCUGUCGAAGGGAUGAAGUGAACGUGCUUUAGAUCUGAGCAGUUAAAUUACUUACUGAAAGAUUAUGUGUACAAAGAGCAAUGCAGUUACUAAAUUAAGAUAAAGUUUAUCAAAAGCAAUGAGGGAAAUCAAAUAGAGGACUAACACGAUCCCUGAGAAUAAUUAGUAUGAAAGGAAAGGGAGCUGUAAGAAAGUUAAAUGUUUCUGUUUUUCUUUUGUCUGUCACUUGAAAACCUUUUUGAGCUAACGUGCCCUAUUUUUGAUGAAUUUAUCUUUUGAAGUAGAUUUUAGCUGUAGGUUUUACCUUUUUUUACAGAGAGUAGAUGUUAGAUUUUUCUCUGCGUAUGGAUUGAUGCUGUUUUCUUGUACUUGUUUUCACACAAAUUUCUGUUCCAAACCUUGUGUCGUCUGUCCUCAUAUUGCAUCGGGCCUGUUUGUAGAAAGCCUUGAGGAGCGGAGAGUUGACUCAAACAAAGACUUCAUUUAGUGCUGAUCCAAAAGAUUCUUACUGAUGCUGCAUCAGUGUUGCAGCUCAAAGAGGAUUCGUGCACAAAAGCCCUUUUCAGAGUGGAGCUCAUGUCACCACAUACAGUGCAUCCAAAUGUGUUGAACUUUAAUUUAUGCAGACAUCAAAAACUGUAGAUAUGUAGAUAAUAGAAAUAAUGGUUUUACAAAGGACUGCUCACUAGACCAUGGAAGUGCCAUUAAAGAUGAUUAAAACAGCCUUUAGUGAGGCAGCAAGUCUGAAUGAAUUUAGGAGUAAUCCAAAAUUCCGCGAAAACACUUUUUAGCUAAGCCUUAAUGUUUUUUCUCUGAAUGAACUGCCUGAUCUCUCAUAGGAUUGACACUAAAUUGUAUAUACUACAGAAAUGGCAACAGGCUUGUUUGAAUGCCAUCGAGUUAGUCAUCACAUCAUUGGAGUUAGCUGUAGGGUAACGGGGAGCUUUUCUUCCCGCUCUUCAACCAUCCAUGUUUAAGAUCAGUGAUAAACGCAGUGUAAAAACGUAUUUCUCAAGGCUCGAGGUUUGAUGAUUGGGUUUCUAACUCUUUACAUUUUUUUUUCCCACACGAACACUUUUUGCUGUGUGUUUCUGUUGUUUUAUUUCCACAACCAAAGAUGUUGCAGCCACCCAUCUUUUAACUCUCUGUCACAGAGCUCUCAUUCAUAGGCGAUAAUGCGUUGCGUGUAGCUGGAUAAAAUGCCGUUUUUCUGCUUCUGACAGAUUCAGAAAAAUUGAAAAGAUGCAGUAAAGGUGGUGACGUGCACACAAUAUUCCACAUUAUGACCCCAGUUUAAGGCUUUGUGAGAACUUACAUGUAAAUGAUCUGGUUUUGUUGACGUGUGUUAGUUGAGUUUCCCUCAGUGUACGUAAUGAAGUGCUGGUGCAUAUUUAAACAGGCUCAUUAUGAACUUUAUUGGCCACAGCAGACACCCAGGAGAAAUCCAGAGCUUUUCUGAUGGUGAGAGUUUUUUUUCGACACGAGAGCUAAUUUUGUAAAUAGUCUUUUUUUCCACUUCCUCUGUACACCAUUUUGUUUGUUUCUUCUUGUGUGUGUUUUUUGUUGUUGAUUUUUUUAAUUGAUUUAUAACCUGUCCAGAUAACACAGUGACUAGCAAGUUUGUCAGAUUCAGUGCACCAUGAAGGAAAAUGUCAUGGAUAUUAUUUAUAUGUUCAGAUAAAUGAUAUUCCAUGUAUUAGCCAUCACUUUUAAUACAAAAACAGGAUUUUGAAACUAUGAAAUGACCACUUGUUACAAUACAGUGUUUAUUUUUUUAUUUUAUUUUUUCACAAACUUGUCAGCAGAGAUAAUAUUACAGGAAGUGAUGAUGCUCCAAAAUGAAUGUGCACCAUUACAAUGAUAGAAACAUAAGUUACAUUUAAGCUGUAGGAAUACACACAACAGUGUGCUCUAUAGACAGUACACAACAUUUGA
Messenger RNA from Sander lucioperca (pikeperch), 4704 nucleotides. Its product is annotated as RNA-binding motif, single-stranded-interacting protein 2-like. The transcript is spliced from 13 exons. Bases 381 to 1586 code for a protein of 401 amino acids. Gene Ontology annotation, cellular component: ribonucleoprotein complex; cytosol. NCBI's taxonomy places the organism in Eukaryota, Metazoa, Chordata, Actinopteri, Perciformes, Percidae. Gene Ontology annotation, molecular function: mRNA binding. The record is from RefSeq and is a predicted model, not a curated record.